AUGACAUUGGAUUUGAUUGCAGCAAUGAAGGGAUUCAAUCGACCUCUCACAUGUUGGUUAGAGGCGGCCUGCGCUCCGAAGUCUGGGACAACUGGAACUGGAGGAACAACCGGCACUGGUGGAACAACCGGUACCACUGGAACUGGAGGGGCAACUGGUACUGGUGGAGCAACCGGUACCACUGGAACUGGAGGGGCAACUGGUACUGGUGGAGCAACCGGUACCACUGCAACUGGAGGGGCAACUGGUACUGCCACUGGGCGAAAACGUGAAGUUGAAGGAAAUCGCUUCAACAGCUAA
Molecule: messenger RNA, 300 nt
Organism: Ostertagia ostertagi
Lineage: Eukaryota; Metazoa; Nematoda; Chromadorea; Rhabditida; Trichostrongylidae
Source: the annotation of a GenBank genome assembly